CAAACCUCAUUUUCAGAGUCUUCACAGACUUCACAGAUAAAGCAUAACAAUUAUGAGACAGCUGUCCUAGGAAGAGACGUGACCAUCUUCUGCAACUUGACAAGUCUGGCAAAUGUUGAGCAAAUCACCUGGCAGAAAAUUCAAGGCUCUUUGCUUCAAAAUAUUGGCACUUACAGUCAUAAAUAUGGAGAAAAUAUUCUUCCCCCAUAUGUAAACAGGCUGCACUGCAAGAUCCUGGAACCCAGUGCCUCCUUCAUAACUAUCCAAGGAGUGACAUUUGAAGAUGAAGCCUGCUACAAGUGUCUGUUCAACACCUUUCCACAUGGCAGCCAUGGAGAACAAACCUGCCUGAACAUUCUAACUGUAUCUGAAUUAUCAACUGAACUCUAUCCUGUUCCUGGCUCUGAAGAUCUCCUCAACCUCCAUUGUUCAGCUGUGGGAAAGCCUGCUCCUAGCAUCUCCAUUUACCCUUCACAAGCCCUAAUGCCCACACAAGAAGAAUACUUUACUAAGAACCCAAAUACCACAGUGACCGUCACUAAAAUACACAACGUCUCUUUGAAAACUGUGAGGUCCUUGAAUCUUCGAGACCUAGUUGUAUCCAUGACUCACCCUCUAAGAAACGAAGAGAAGGUAGUUCCUCUGCCGGUAAAUCAAGAAGGUACCAUGAAUCAUUCAUUAAAUUGGAAGAAAACUGCAGUUGUGUUCAUUAGUCUGUUUUUUAUUUCAUGUAUCAUCUUUGGAACCAUUCUCUAUAUUAAUUUCAAAAAGAAAAGGUAAGCUAUAUGAUAACUUGAUGUGACAGAGAAACUAGAUACAAUGGCACUAGCUAUGAAUAUAAUGUUUAAAAAAUUCUAAGAGGUCUGGAAAAGUCCACCAUGAAGAGAUACCGAAGAAAAACUUGUUUCCAUAGGCUUAGCAGUGUCUGACAUCAAAUAGUCAAGAAAGUAGAGACUGUUGGCAAACAUUUCUGUUUAUGGUGAGUUUAGUACAAGAUUCUUUUUUAUAUAAAGAAAGUAUUUGUUUAUUUUUAUUUUAUGUUUACAGGUAUUUUGCCUGUGUGCAUCUGGUGCCCCUGGAAGCCAGAAGAGGUUGUUAAAACUUAAGUUACGAGCAAUUAUGAAACCUUUGUAUGGGUGCUGGGAACUGAACCAGAGUCCUCUGAACAAGCAACAGAGGGGCUGGAGAGAUGGCUCAGAGGUUAAGAGUGUUGGGUUCUCUUCCAGAGGUCCUGAGUUCAAUUCCUCACAACCACCUGGUGGCUCACAACCAUCUAUAAGAGAUCUGGUACCCUUUUCUGGCAUGCAGGCAUACAUGCAGAGCACAUAAUAAAUAGACAAAUCUUUAAAAAAAAUGCUCUUAACUGCUGAGCCAUUUCUCUGGCCUAGUUUUAAGAUUCUUUAUUGAUCCUGGGGCAGUGGUGGUGCAUGUCUUUAAUCCCUUCAGUCAGGGCUACACGGAGAAACUCUGUCUUAAAAAACUAAAAAGAUUCUUUAUUGAGAACAAAUUUUCACAUAAUACAGCACAGAGCCCAGGACAAUGGGUGGGGAGGAAGAUGUGAAGACUGGAAGCUUGAGAUAUGUCCAUCUGAGGCAUAAGCUGAAAACAAGACCUUACAAUAUAGGAUUAAUAUAGUAAAAUUCCCACUCAUUUGUUCAGCUCUCCUCAUGGACAGUGAUGCAUGAUGGAAGAAUAAAUGGAAAUAAAGUUACUAGGCCGUGACAGUAGAAACCAUAAAUAUAAUUGGUGGCAUGUGAUUUGUAUUGCUGUCAUUAUGUGUUCUUUAAAUUUAACAAUCUGUGGGGUUUUGUUCUGCACCAUCUCAAUACAGGGGAAUGUGUAAACCAAAGAAGGGUGAGAAUCUGAUCUAUAAUCUAGAAGGCUCUCCCACUGGGAAGUGGAAGAGAAAUCUCAGAAGACAAGAAUGAAGGAGCAUUUUGAAGAGAUGGCUACAGCAGUCAGGAGACAGAUGGGAACUGUCUAGACUGAAGAGGUAGAAAAGAGGAAGAGGGGUUAAGGUUAUAUUUGGGAUGGGAAGGUUUCCUGAGCGACAGGUAUGGAGAAAGAGUAAGAGGAAAGAAUUACCUUACUCAAGGUAAGUGUUUUAGCAUUAAAGAAAACUUUUACAAAUAUGCCAGGAAUAGACAGAGAGCCAGCAAGCUUUGGAGGGAGGAUUAAGAAUUUUUUUUAAAGCCAUUUUUAAAUGCCUAUUUUAUACUUGAGGAAGAGUGUUAAAUAAGUAUCUACAUGAUGAAUCUGAGCUUUGUGGAGCAGAUGGUAAGUUUUUGGAAAAUAGAGGAUAGGAUCUCCAUGGAGACAGAUUAUGAACUAUUGCACUUACUACAUUAAUGUAAAAACAAUAGGCAAGUUAUAGUAAUUUGGCCAAUUUCUCAAGAGAAUUUGUGUAUGAAUCACUCAAACUCUAAUUGAUACCCUUGUCUUACUAUGUACUGCCAUGAGGGGGAGUGUUUACUCAGUUUAUUUCUGUAACAGUGUCAUGGUAUCUCCAGGUCAGAGAACACACCUGAACCAUCAUCAACACAGAUGCUUAACCCAUUAUCAACAGUGGUGCCCACACCGCCAUCAACAGAGACUGAGAAUUUAAUGAGCCAACAUCGUAAGGCAAAGAUAUAAUUUGUAGUAUCCGA
Molecule: messenger RNA, 2648 nt
Organism: Peromyscus californicus insignis
Lineage: Eukaryota; Metazoa; Chordata; Mammalia; Rodentia; Cricetidae
Product: OX-2 membrane glycoprotein-like
Exons: 3
Biological process (GO): negative regulation of macrophage activation; regulation of immune response
Molecular function (GO): cell-cell adhesion mediator activity
Source: RefSeq, a predicted model, not a curated record